AUGGCUUCAACUUCCUCAGCCGCGCCCGAGUCCGCGCCCGCCGCUACGCCCACUCCGGCGGGCGAGUCGCCUGUGUCCAUUGUCGUCGUCGGCAUGGCUGGCUCUGGCAAGACGACCUUCAUGCGACGCAUCAACUCACACCUUCACGGAAAGAAAGAGCCUCCCUAUGUGAUCAACUUGGACCCCGCGGUUCUCAACGUCCCCUUCGAGAGCAACAUCGACAUCCGCGACUCGGUCAACUAUGAAGAGGUUAUGAAGCAGUACAACCUGGGGCCGAACGGUGGAAUCUUGACAUCCCUGAACCUAUUCGCGACGAAAGUCGACCAGAUUGUCAACCUCCUUGACAAGCGCGCGGCGCCCGACCCGGAGAACCCGGAUAAGAAGCCCAUCAAGAACAUUCUCGUGGAUACCCCCGGCCAGAUUGAGGUCUUCGUCUGGUCCGCCAGUGGUACCAUUCUCCUCGAGUCCCUCGCUUCCUCCUUCCCGACCGUUAUCGCCUACGUUAUCGACACACCGAGAACCACCUCCACGAGCACAUUCAUGAGCAACAUGCUGUACGCGUGCAGUAUCCUGUACAAGACCAAGCUGCCGAUGAUCUUGGUGUUCAACAAGACGGAUGUGCAGGACGCAUCAUUUGCCAAGGAGUGGAUGACCGACUUCGAGGCGUUCCAGGCGGCGCUCCAGCGGGACGAGAUGAGCGACGUGAUUGGCGGCUACGAGACGGCAGAGGGCGGCAGCGGCGGCACGGGAUACAUGGGCAGUCUCCUCAACUCGAUGAGUCUGAUGUUGGAGGAGUUCUAUUCCCACUUGAGCUUCGUGCCUGUCAGCUCCCGUCUGGGGACGGGUAUGGACGAGUUCUUCGAGGCCGUGCAGGAAAAGGCAGAAGAGUUCAAGCAGGACUACCUCCCGGAGCUGCAGCGCCGCCGAGCGGAGCGUGAGGAGCAGAAGCGCAAGACGCGCGAGCACGAGUUGGACAAGAUGAUGAAGGGCAUGUCGGUGGAUGCCGGCAAGAGGCCGCAGGUCGUCAAGCCCGUCGUCGACGACGACGACGGCAUCGAAGUCGCGAGCGACGUGGAUGACGAUGACAUGCCGGACGACGAGGACGACAGGGAAGGGCUGCAGGCUCGUUACGAGGCCGCCAUGGAGGCCGAGGGCGACUCGGUCGUGGCCGACGGCAGCUUUGCCAAGUACCUGCACACACGCCAGUAG
Colletotrichum karsti is the source of this 1209-nucleotide messenger RNA. RefSeq lists its product as uncharacterized. The record is from RefSeq and is a predicted model, not a curated record. The transcript is spliced from 3 exons. Gene Ontology annotation, molecular function: GTPase activity. NCBI's taxonomy places the organism in Eukaryota, Fungi, Ascomycota, Sordariomycetes, Glomerellales, Glomerellaceae. The coding region runs from base 1 to 1209 and encodes 402 amino acids.